This is a messenger RNA of Sordaria macrospora k-hell, 1248 nucleotides long. RefSeq lists its product as uncharacterized. NCBI's taxonomy places the organism in Eukaryota, Fungi, Ascomycota, Sordariomycetes, Sordariales, Sordariaceae. The record is from RefSeq and is a predicted model, not a curated record.
AUGUCGACAGAAACACAGUCCCUCCCGGUCAGGGAAAGCAUAUCAAAUCUUACAACAACCAUCUCAGAGACCCAUACAUCCGAUAACACAACCGCCCAGAUCUACACACGGAACCCAUCUUGCGACAGCACAAUGUACCACGAAUUCCAUGAGGUGGUGGAUACCAAGGCGGUAGAGCAGAAGGAGGAGGAGUCUGUUCCGGCAUUGCCCCAGAAGAGUGCUCUGAGGGCUUCGAGGUUGCUUGACAGCUUGGUUCAGCUCAAGAUGAGUGGGACGGUUGAGACUGCCGAGUUGGAAAAGCCGUCCCCACUCGGCGACGUCUAUCUCUCUUCUGAGGAGGAUGCUUCCUCAGACACCGACAGCCUCUCCGACUAUGGCUACGAGUCCACCAACGAGAAGGAAGCCACUACCGCCACACCGACAUCCCGACGAGGCAGCCGUGAAGACACCGCUCGUGUUGUUUCGGUUAUCUUUUCUGGCAGGCCCUCGAUCGUCGACCUCACCACCCUCAGGAGGGGUUCCGCAGCUCCGAGCCUAGGGCACAUGAGGAAGCGGUCAAGCACAGUGUCCUGCAACAUCCCCAUUGAGCGGACCAUCACACCAGCCAGCCCCAUGUCAGCUUUUGCGCUUCCCGAGAGGAAAAGCAGUCUUCCCAUCGACAUGAUGCCCAUGAGGAAGCCUCAGUUCCUCAACGUUGACCCGUUCGCAAACGGCAGCUCCUACUCGCUGGAUGUUCCCAGAGCCGGUACUCCAGAGGAGGCAACAAGCCCGGCGAGAUCACCGAGGACACCAACCAUGACUCUGUUGAAGGGAGUUACGAGGACCUUCAGCCUCGUCAGGAAGAGGAGCCGUCCGGCGCUGGCGAGCCCCCAGCCACCGCAGGAGCGCACCACACCGCCUCCCUCAAGACACUCUAUGAGGCCACCACCAUCCCGUAGCAGCAUGAUGCCUCUCUCUGUGACCACUCCUCUUUCCGAGGAGGCUCCAGAGCAGCUUGUUGUACCGGGUUCCCCAGCAACCUCUGACAAGUCAUCAAGAAAGAACUUCAGAAUGUCCUCGCCAUUUGGACCAUCCCCAUCAUCGCAGCCUUCAUCACUGUCCCGAGGAGUGUGCUUCGCCCAUUUCUCCUCUUUCCCCAACCAGCGCGCCCAGGAGGGGACUUUUGAGCGGGUUUGCCGCAAGGCGCAAGAGCAUCAAGCUGACGGGGAGGAUCAACAUCUCCGCAUAAAGCGACACGAUACGCGCUGA